ACCCACACUUACACUGACGGUGACACCAGACAAUACAGUAUUCACUGGAGAGACAGUCAGUCUGACGUGUGUGAUUGAGUCUUACAGUAACUGGAGAUAUGAGUGGUAUAAAGGCGGAAACAACAGUGUAAUGUUACAGACGUCUGAGCGUUACACUGUAAAUGGAGACACUCUCAGUAUUGUAAAAGCUGUUUCAGCUGAUCAGGAUCAGUACCGGUGUAAAGGACAGAGAGAUGGAGAACCAAACUCAUCACAUCUUAGCUCUGCUGUAUAUUUCUAUGUAAAAGAGAGACCAAAACCUGUAGUGAAGGUGACUCCAGAUCAGCGUGUGUUCAGAGGAGAGACAGUCGCUCUCACAUGUGACAUACAGAGAGGAGGAAACAUUCAGUGGACAUACAGCUGGUUUAAAGAUGGUCAAGCCAUCCCAGACACCACUGAGAGAGUCUACACCAUCACAUCUGUGUCUGAUAAUAGUGGUGAAUACAGCUGUAGAGGAGAGCGAUCAGACUCACAGAGAUCAGACACCAGUGCUGCUGUUACACUGACUGUAUCAGAUCCGAAGCCAAAGCCUGAACUCAUGCCAGAUGCUGCAGGAGCUGCACUGACAGGAAACACAGUGACUUUGACCUGUCGCAUGAAUCUGUCCCCUGGGUGGGACUUUUACUGGUACAAACACACACUGAACUCUGAGACAAAGAAGAAAAAAACAAACUACUACAGUGUGAAGAUUGAUUCAGUGUCUGAUGGAGGCCAGUACUGGUGUAGAGCUGGAAGAGGGAAACCAGCCUACUACACACAAUACAGUGAUGUACUGUGGGUAAAUGUUACAGUGAGUCCUAAAGCUGUGGUGACGGUACGGCCUGAUGAACGAGUGUUCAGAGGAGAAACAGUCGCUCUCAGAUGUGAUGUAAAGUGGGGAGGAGACACUGAGUGGACGUACAGAUGGGAAACAGAGGGAACAAACUAUCAACAUAAAAACUCUGUCAGCCGAAUCUCAACACAAGAGUUGAACAUCAGGAGUGUUGAUCACUUUCACAACGGUAAAUACACCUGUACAGGACAGAUGGGAACACAAAGCUCUCAGCGCAGUGAUGCUAUUACACUGACUGUAUCAG
Sinocyclocheilus rhinocerous is the source of this 1115-nucleotide messenger RNA. Its product is annotated as sialoadhesin-like. The transcript has 4 exons. Gene Ontology annotation, molecular function: transmembrane signaling receptor activity. The annotation marks the transcript as partial. Lineage: Eukaryota; Metazoa; Chordata; Actinopteri; Cypriniformes; Cyprinidae. The record is from RefSeq and is a predicted model, not a curated record. Gene Ontology annotation, biological process: cell surface receptor signaling pathway; immune response. Gene Ontology annotation, cellular component: external side of plasma membrane.